AUGGACCGAAUCCUCUUUAUUAAACUUUUGAAGGGCCAUUCCCAUCUUGCUGUUUCAGAAGGCAUUUGGGGUCCAAAGGAAGCUCAUUCUACCCCAAAAUAUGAGUAUUUGCCAAUCAUCUGCUGAUGCCAACAGAACAUUGAAGCUGUUGAAAACAGGACAGGGGAGGAUCCAAGAAAAACUAGUACUCACAAAGCAACCGAUUGGCAACACCUAGUUGUAACAAGCAGUAUGAAUGUACCAGAUACAUACUCAGUUACCUUAAACUGGGAAAAAGAAAAUGCUUCCUGUGAAGAGAAAAUGAAGGACUGCACAAAGGGAAACGAUUUUUAUAAAGAAAUAACUUUUUCAGAAUUUAGCUAUUCUGGAAAAACUCCACAAGAAAAUUACAGUUCCAAAGAAAUCCAGUUUAAAAAGAAACAUAAUGGAGAGAUGAAUAAUCUGCUACAAAUAAGGAACAACAGCUUUCUUGAAACAGGGACUCCUAUGCUAAUUUCAUCCAAGGAAUCAAAAAGCAUAAGAAGAUAUUCUUUCCCAGUCACUUCUAUCGAUGCAUUGUCAUUGCCUCAGCUUAGAAGAGACUCGGGUUUUUAUUCCAUGCCAUCUUUAUCCUUAAAACUCCUGUCCAGACCUGUCAAAGCAGUAACUACUUAUAGAAUGAGUACAAAUACACCUAUCAGCUGCACAAAACCUUGUUCAAGUUUCACAUCAUUGUUUGGUAAUCUCAGAGGUCUUAAAUCUUCAUGCUGUUCUGCUUUUGCUUCAUAUGAUCAUGAUGUGAUUGUGUGUCAUGCUAAACAAGAGGGAAAACUGAGCAAUGCUUUUUUAAUGGACAAUUAUUUAGAAUACAUGAAGAACAGUAAAGAAAUGGGGCAGGUGACAGUGGAAGACUUGCAUUCUAUUGUGAAUUCUUGUCAAGCUCAAAAGGAGAAAUAUAGACCCACUGAGACUCCAACAACCCAAAAAGGAGGUGAGGAAUACAUUACCUUUGAAAAAGAUGGCUUUGGUUGUGAGGUUCUAAGAAGCAAAGACCAACAAGUUCAAGAACAUGAAAAAUUACCAAUCAAAGUAACUCUUCAUCAAGAUUCUUUGCUUUCCAAAAGGCUAUCAAGUGGCUAUAGCAAUAAUAACAUUUCUGCUAAGGUUUCCAUAGAAGACAUUCAAGGUCAACAAUCAGUAAUACAGUCAAACAAAAAUCUUCCACUAAGUAUUUCAGAGUCUAAAGGAAUGAAAAAGAAACAGACAAAAUCAGUCAUGACACUAAUAGCUGGAGAACUGGAACAGAAGCUCAUCAUUCCAGGUGACAUUAAAUCUAUGGCAAAUUCAUUUGGCUUUGCGAUAAAAAAGGAGCCCUUAUUGUCCAGCAGCAAAGGGGGAAAAGUAUUUCUGUUGCCUCUUUUGGAUACUGAAGAAUUAGAUCAAGUUAAUGAUUUUCAAAGUUGUGCUGAUGUUCAGAAAAUGUCUGAAAAUAUUCAGGAAGAUUCUGAUUGCCAAGAUUAUUCUACUCAGACUGAACAUCUUUUAGCUGGAGAUUCUUUCACAGAUGCUCCAGAGAUGCUCUCUAGUGAACAACACAGAAGUCUCUCUUAUCAUUCUGGAACUCAUUUAGCAGCAGUUCAGGCAGAGAAGUCAUUCAAACCCAGCUCUGAAAAUCAAGAAGAAGAAAGAGAAACAAAUAGGAAUGUCGUCCUGACCCCAGCCACUUUGUCACCAGUAAAUCAUGCUGAACAGAAAGCUAAAUCACUAAGAGACAUGAACACAGUAUUAUCUAGUGAACAAGUGCCGAAAGAUGCAAGAACAAACAAUAGUUUUCAAGAAGAAGAAGCAGACCGUUGGGCUAGACGAAGGAAAUGGUUCAAAAACAGCAAAAGGUACCAAUCAGCUGGAGAGAGCUCUAUGAAUAGUAGCUUCACCGAAGGAUCUGUGAAUUCAGAAGAUGGUUGUUCCUUGGAUCUGGGACUGCACAGGCAAAGUCAAGAGCAAGGCUUCUACAGAGAAAUCUUCCACUCAGCUUCUUGGGUGUUCCGAGAGGAUGAUGCUAAUGCAGAUAAUAAUCUCAGCUGUCUUGGCAAAAGGCCUAGGCCAGUCACUAUUCGGGAACGAACCGUAAGGAUUCCUAAAGGAACUGGUGACUAUCCUUGGGGAUUCCGAAUCCAGUUCUCAAAGCCCAUCUUGGUGACCGAAGUGGAUUCCAACAGCGCAGCAGAAGAGGCAGGCCUCCAGAUUGGAGACAUUGUGAUGGCUGUCAAUGGCACAGAUGUCACCAGCAUGCCUCAUUCAGAGGCAGCAAAUCUAGUAAGAAAAGGUCCUGAUAUUUUGAACUUAUUGGUGGGCUCUGAUAUUAGUCGUUGCCCCAACAUCCCUCGUCCAACGUGUCGAGGAUACCUCCACAAACGGACCCGCUCUGGAAUCCUGAAGGGCUGGAGAAAGAGGUGGUUUGUAUUAAAGCAUGACGGUUGCCUGUAUUAUUACAGAAACAAAAAGGAUGAAGGAAAAGGCAGGCCACUGGAAGUAACAAAGGUCCAAGGUGCUGAAAUUGGCCUGGAUAAUAGCCUGGGCAAGCCUUUUGCAUUUAAAUGUGUUCCUCAGACUGGAAACAGAGUUUUCUAUUUCUGUGCUACAUCAGUCCAAGAGAUGAAGAGGUACAUCCUCCACUCACUACAUUUGUUUCUUUUUCUGUGGGUUUUUGGUUUUUGGCUUGUUUUUUGUUUUUGUAUUGCAUUUAUUAAGCUCAGUGGCAGGAAUAUGCAUCAGCCUUUUAUGGAAAGGAGGGAGAACAAACAUAUGGUACUAAGAUUUAAUUACAGUUCUCUCUCUCUCUCUCUCUCUCUCUCUCAAGAAUAUGUCUGUUAGCAUUCUGUUAUUACCAGUAGUUUUUUUCUUUUGUCUGGAGUCAUUUCUCUUUUUUCAGUUCUAUUGGAUCAGAUCAGAGUUAUAUCUGGUCCAGGAUUCUGUUUUUCACAUGACCAACAAGAUAUAUAUGAAAAGUUCAGAAGCAGAAGAGGGAAAA
This is a messenger RNA of Python bivittatus (Burmese python), 3010 nucleotides long. NCBI's taxonomy places the organism in Eukaryota, Metazoa, Chordata, Lepidosauria, Squamata, Pythonidae. The record is from RefSeq and is a predicted model, not a curated record.